AUGGUGAGAAAAAGUAAAGGUCGUCAAAAGAUAGAGAUGGUCAAAAUGAAAAACGAAAAUAACCUUCAAGUUACUUUUUCAAAAAGAAGAUCUGGUCUUUUUAAAAAAGCUAGUGAACUUUGCACACUUUGUGGUGCAGAAAUCGUUGUUAUUGUGUUUUCACCUGGUCGAAAAGUGUUUUCUUUUGGUCAUCCAAAUGUUGAUUUUGUAAUUGAUCGCUUCCUAAAUCUUAAUCAACUGCAUCCUCACCAACACAACAACUUGCAAGUUAAUGAAGCACGCAGAAACGCAGUUGUGCGAGAUCUCAACAACCAUCUUGCUCAGGUGACCGCUGAAUUGGAAGCAGAGAAAAAGAGAGGUGAAGAGUUGAAGCAAAAGAGAAAAGAUAACAAAAGGCCUGACAAUUGGUGGGAAAAUCCUAUAGAAUCACUCAGCUUAACUCAACUCAAUGAUUUCAAGUCUGGUUUGGAAAAUUUGAGGAAGACUUUGACAACUGAAGCCUCCAAAUAUCUUCAAGCAACGGUUCCUCGUCACAACUUCUAUAUUGGAAGUUCUAGUAAUGCUGCUGCUGGGAUCUCUGGCGAUGAUGGUAAACUCAACAUUGAUUUGGAUCUUUUUAACCAUCGAAGAAUGGCGAGCAUGAACGGAUUCAAUUACAAUCCCAACAUGGUUGUUCCUGAUCAUACUGCAACAACAACGUUUGCGAAUAGUGGUAAUAAUACUGAAGGGUUCGCUCUAGAAUACAAUCAAAACCAGAACCAGUAUUGUUUCAAACAAGAACAGAUUUCUGAAUGUGACCAGCAUCCAGAUCAUCCUCCUCGUCACUUUGGGCAUGGUUACUAUUAA
This is a messenger RNA of Thlaspi arvense, 846 nucleotides long. Lineage: Eukaryota; Viridiplantae; Streptophyta; Magnoliopsida; Brassicales; Brassicaceae. The record is from the annotation of a GenBank genome assembly.